Rubroshorea leprosula is the source of this 1283-nucleotide messenger RNA. The record is from the annotation of a GenBank genome assembly. Lineage: Eukaryota; Viridiplantae; Streptophyta; Magnoliopsida; Malvales; Dipterocarpaceae.
AUGAGACCCUUCAUUUUCCACUUCCAAACCCAAAUCCACUUUGAUUUUUCGAUGCAUAUAAACACAAAACAACACUCAAAUAGUAAUUUAGUUCUUUUUUUUUUCUCGUUUUGUCUUUCUUUUUUUCCCCAUAGUGAAGUUGAUCAUGUUCUAAUAUCAGGGCUCUAGUCCUCUGUAAUACUUUACCUCCAAAUUGCUUUGUUUCCAAAAUUUGAGCGCAUCUUUGAGUUCCUAAUUUGGGUUCAAACUUCUUUUAAGUAGAUCACUUCAGAAAUUUUGAAGUGAUAGUGCCUCUGAUCACUGAAGCAACCACUUUUGACAACACUGUUAUGUCUUCGGUUGUAUGGGUCAUAUUGAGAACAAUUGUGAGACUGAAGGUAUCAAAACAAUUUGGUAGUCGGUUGACGGCUGAGGUUGAAGGUUGGGAACCUGAGGAUGAAGAAGAUUUACGGGUGUUAGUGAAGAUGAGUAGGAUAAUCAAGGAAUUAGAGGAUGAGCUCAAUAACAAAGCCUCACAAAAGAAUUUUUCAGCAGAUGAGGUUGACACGACACCUCUCUCAAGGCAGCAACAUCAUGAUGUAGAAAGAGGGGAGGGAAAUUGAGGUAGUGGCAAAAAGAAACCAUUGGAGAGGCUAGACUGAGCUCCAGUUUAGGAAAACCAUACUGAGAAAACAUUAGAGGAGCCACUUAUAAGGUAUCUAUUGAAAUCAUGGUAGAGGUGCAGUCUUAGGUGGAUAUUCCUUUGGCUCAAAUUGGAAGAUUUUCUAAAAGAAAAAAAAAAAGAAAGGAGUGAAAGGUAAGUGGAAGAGACUUUGGGAAAGACUCACUAUCUUCCAUGAAUAUGAUGAGGGACACAAAGGGGAAGAGGAAGUCUGGAACUUUGUGGGAGGGAUAGGGUUGUGCUUCAAAGAUUUUGGUGGAUAAUUCUGGUACAACUUUGGUAAUGCUUUCAUCCACCCUACUGGUUAGUACUUGAUUGUGCCUUCUGCUAUGGUGGGCAUGGGAUUGUUCUAGAGCUUUGUUUUGCUCUCCCCUAGCUUUUUGUGUUGUAGCUACUGUUAUUCAAGGCUCAUGGAUGCUUGAAGAAGGUAACUCUCGUUUUGGCCUUUCAAUACCCUAAUGAUACUAAUAUAGGAGCUCUCAAUACUUAAUUGAUGCAUUUGCAUAGGGCACAUCUCUAUAUGCUAGUGUUAUAGGCAGUUGAUUCUUAGCUUAUAAGGCAUGUCAUAGAUAAAGUUGAUGUAGUUUAUCAAGUAUCAGUAAAAUGAAAUCUAUCAUUUCUA